AUGGUGAUACAACCCGCAUGGUUGAACUUGGCCAAUAAAGGUAAAAAAGUCACCGAAAUGGAUCAUUCACCAUCAGAGCCAGUCUCACCUGGUCGGCGGCAUCUCAUGCGCCCGUUGCUGCUCGUCUUGGCGUUCAUUUUCGCCCUCUUCGUCGCUCUCGUCCAGAUCUUGACUCUUACGGCCGGCACCUGGGUAAUCCGCGACAGCAACGGUGCCCAACGUCUUGGGCUGUCGAGCCUCGCUAUAGUGGAGUUCGACGGCAUCAUCGCAUCGCAAACGAACCCAAACACCUACCUCGUAACAUUGCACCAAUUCGCCGCCUCCUUCGCCUAUACCUACCCAUCCAAAUCCCUCGCAGGCACUCUCGACUCAUCCCCUCACCUCCCCUACGAUUUCGGCGCCGUCGCCCACGCCCUCCGCCUCCCAGAGUCCGAAUGGGCAUGCUACCACUUCGCCCAAGACGCCUGCCAGAACAACCCCUUCCUCAGCGCCUUUCGCAACUCGUGGCUCAUCCUCCCCACCGCGACAGCCAACAUCGCCCUCGUAUAUGCGCUCGUCGUGGUAUCCUACCUCUUCGUCACGGAGCUGCUCAUCGCCGUGCGGCCGAGCUGGCUGCGAUGCCAGUGCUACUUCUCAUGUAUCAAGCGCGUGUGUCCGUGUCCGCGCGGGACGAGGGCGGAGAUUGAGGCGUUGCCGCCGGUGUUUUGGGAUCGGUAUCGCGGGUGGUGCUGGUUUAUGUUGCCGGCUGCGGCGUUUUUGCCGGCGUUUACGUUGGGAGGGAACGGGAUGCUGCUGAAGGAAUACGUUAACCGGCCGAGGGGUCUGGAGGGGGAUGUCAAUGGGCGGUUUGGGACGGGCUUUGUGAUUUUGCAGGCGCUUUGUUUCGCGGCUUCAGUUGCGGGGGCUGGGUGUAUGGUGUUGAGGAGACGACUGGGAAUGAGGAAGAGUUGGAUGGAGGAGCAGGGUGUCGGGUUGAAGAGAGGGGCCUGA
Molecule: messenger RNA, 990 nt
Organism: Colletotrichum lupini
Lineage: Eukaryota; Fungi; Ascomycota; Sordariomycetes; Glomerellales; Glomerellaceae
Exons: 3
Coding region: 1-990 (329 amino acids)
Source: RefSeq, a predicted model, not a curated record